Molecule: messenger RNA, 1941 nt
Organism: Fraxinus pennsylvanica
Lineage: Eukaryota; Viridiplantae; Streptophyta; Magnoliopsida; Lamiales; Oleaceae
Source: the annotation of a GenBank genome assembly
AUGCUCAACCUGUUGCGUGGAUGUUUUGAGGCAAUCAUAUUUCGAAACCUAGGAUUGGGUAUCCCUACCACCCAAAUUUUCAGUUCGCCAUUGAAAAUUCAUACGAUGGAUGUCCCUACUAAUCACAUUGAGAACUCCAAUUCAGAUCUGCAGCCUAAUAAACGCCGAAGAAAGAAGUCCAUUGUCUGGGACCACUUCACAACUGAAACUGUUAAUGCUGACUGUAUCAGGGCCUUAUGUAAGCAAUGCAAUAAAUCAUUUGCUUAUAUAUCGGGCUCAAAAUUAUCUGGCACCAGUCACCUGAAACGGCAUAUUUCUUUGGGGAUCUGCCCUGUGAGUCGGUGUAAAGAAGAGAAAAAUCAGCUCAGUAUAUUCAACCCAGAUACCACACCUGAUGUUUCUGAGAAUGGUACAGUACGACCAAGAAAGCGCUACCGGGCUAACCCUGGACCGGCUAGUACCUCUUUUGAUCAGGACCUAUGCUGUCAAGAAAUUGCAAAAAUGAUUAUUCAGCAUGAAUAUCCUCUUCGCAUGGUUGAAGAUUCUGGCUUUAUUGAUUUUGCAAGGUGUCUUCAUCCCCAUUUUAAUACAGUGAGUACCAAUACUGUCCAAGAACACAUUAUAGGAAUUUAUUUCAGAGAGAAGCAAAACCUUCUGAACCUUGUUACUGGAAUUCCAGGACGAGUUAGUCUUACUUUGGAUUUGUGGACUUCAGAUCAAAGGGUGUCUUACGGAAUCCUAACGGGACACUUUAUUGGUUGCGACUGGAAACUGCAUAGGCGGAUCUUCAAUGUCGUAAUGUUACCAUAUCCUUAUUCAGAAACUGGCUUUAUUCACGCUGUCACAGCUUCUCUAAAUGAUUGGGGUACUGAGAGCAAGCUAUUUACUCUCACUCUCGAUCAAUCCCAUGCAAAUGAAAAUGCAAAGAGAAAUCUUAGAGGCCUCCUGUCAUUCAAGAACUCCCGUAUUCUCAAUGGUCAGCUAUUAAUUAACAGUUGUUAUGCUUGUACUCUGACGAGGCUUGCACAGAAUGCAUUAGGGUUUAUUCAGGAAACUGUUCAGAAGGUCCGUGACAGUGUCAAGUAUGUGAAGACUUCAGACGCUCGUGAAGAAAGAUUCAUCAAACUGAAACAACAGCUUCAAGUGCCCAGUACAAAGAACAUAAUUGUCGAUGACCUUACCAAAUGGAAUACUACAUAUCACAUGUUGAUGGCUGCUUCUGAACUAAAGGAAGUAUUUUCGUGCCUGGAUACUUCUGAUCCAGAUUAUAAGAGCACUCCAACAAUGGACGAGUGGAGACAAGUGGAAAUUCUUUGCACAUACUUGAAGAUUUUCUACGAGGCGGCCAACAUUCUAACAGCCCCUUUAUGUCCGACCACCAAUGCAUUCUUCCAUGAACUGUGGAAAAUUCAGCUAGAAUUGAUGCAUGCUGCUAUGAGCCCGGAUCUCUUUGUUAGCGGCCUUACCAGAUCAUUGCACGAGAUAUUCACUAGAUAUUGGGAGGACUGUAACCUAGUCUUGGCAGUUGCUGUAGUUAUGGACCCGAGGUUCAAAAUGAAGCUCGUGGAAUUCAGCUUUUCCAGAAUCUAUGGUGAGGAUGCAGACAAUUGGAUCAAGAUUGUUGAUGAGGACGUGCACGAACUUUAUCUCGAGUACGUUGUGCAAUGCCUUCCUCCACCAACAUUUAUAGAAGAAGGAAAUGAGGCUGUUGCAAAACCAGAGACACCUCAAGAAGAAGGUGGUUUUCCUAAUGGUGAUACUGGGUUUUCGGAUUUUGACAUCUAUAUUUCGGAUAUAAUGAAUGGCCAACAGAUGAAAUCAGAACUAGAUCACUCCAUUGCAAUACCACUGCCUCUAUUCUACCUUGGAGGAAUAACAGAGAAGGCAAGGAAGAGGAGCAGCUGCAUAGGGAAAAUGGUGUAUGGGAUGGUGACGGUUUAG